Aspergillus melleus is the source of this 1278-nucleotide messenger RNA. Its product is annotated as Para-hydroxybenzoate--polyprenyltransferase, mitochondrial precursor (PHB:polyprenyltransferase). Lineage: Eukaryota; Fungi; Ascomycota; Eurotiomycetes; Eurotiales; Aspergillaceae. Gene Ontology annotation, biological process: ubiquinone biosynthetic process. The record is from RefSeq and is a predicted model, not a curated record. Gene Ontology annotation, molecular function: 4-hydroxybenzoate polyprenyltransferase activity. Gene Ontology annotation, cellular component: mitochondrial inner membrane. Bases 1 to 1278 code for a protein of 425 amino acids. The transcript has a single exon.
AUGCUUCCGCCGAUCUCGUCGGCACUCCUUGGAUGGUCUCUGCGCUGUACAGCCCGAGUACCACGCGCAGGUGUUCGGUCCCGCGGAAAUCUUUCGGAUGUCCGCGUCCGCAGUCAUCGACAAUCGCGCUACUCUCUAGCUUCACUCAACCAGCAGUCUACUGUUUGCACUAGUACCAUCAAACUUCUCUCUCAAUCAAAGUCACUCAAUGACUCGCGAAGUCCGAAGACGCGUAGCGUCACGACUGCACCACCAAAGCCCCUUGACCAAUACGUGCCGCCCAAGACCGGCCUAAUCUCCCUUCUUCCCAAAACCUGGAUUCCCUAUGCCGAGCUACUCCGGCUUCAGAACCCCAUCGGCACAUACUGCCUGUUCUUCCCUUGCGCCUUCUCGACUCUCCUAGCGACCGUGGUUGCAGAGCAGCCCGUCGCCCCGUUACAAGUGGUAGGAACCACGGGGCUCUUUUUCGCAGGCGCCCUGAUCAUGAGAGGCGCCGGAUGCGCCAUCAAUGACCUCCUAGACAGACGCUUUGAUCCGUUCGUCGAGCGCACGAAAUUCCGACCGAUCGCGCGAGGCGCAAUCACACCGCCUCAGGCCGUUAUCUUCACCGGGACUCAGCUCCUCGCCGGUCUCGGCAUUCUUCUCCAAUUCCCGACUCAAUGUCUCUACUAUGGCGUUCCCAGUUUGCUGCUUGUGGGCGCCUACCCGCUCGCCAAGCGCGUGACGGACUACCCGCAGGCUGUCCUGGGUCUGACCUUUUCCUGGGGCGCCUGGAUGGGAUUUCCUGCAAUGGGAAUCGACCUGUUGGGUGACACCUCUGCCUUGACGGCUGCCACUUGUCUGUAUCUGAGCUGUGCUGCCUGGACGGUCUUCUACGACAUGGUCUACGCGCACAUGGACAUCAAGGACGACGUCGCGGCAGGCGUCAAGUCCAUCGCACUGCGUCAUGAAGGAAACGCGAAAGCUGUGCUGUCGGGUCUCGCAGUGACGCAGGUGGGAUUGCUCGCGGCAGCGGGCAUGGCAGCCGGCGCGGGCCCGAUCUUCUAUGCUGGUAGCUGUGGAGGCGCGAUCAUCUCUCUUGCGAUCAUGACCGCGAGAGUGAAACUGCGGGAUCCGUCUAACUGUUGGUGGUGGUUCCGGUAUGGGUCUUAUUUCACCGGUGGGAGCAUCACGCUAGGAUUGUUCCUUGAGUAUUUGGCCCGUUAUAUGGAAUGGUAUGGUGAGGAAGCGGAUGUCAAGGGCGUUGAUGGCACGACCAAGGUGGAGGAGUCAUUGUAA